Molecule: messenger RNA, 1847 nt
Organism: Actinia tenebrosa (Australian red waratah sea anemone)
Lineage: Eukaryota; Metazoa; Cnidaria; Anthozoa; Actiniaria; Actiniidae
Source: RefSeq, a predicted model, not a curated record
UCAUUAGGUUAACAAAUAUCACAGAAAGCAGUUGUCAAGCACGAGGAUUAAUUUGGAAUUACUGUAAACACUCAACGAUCGCACCAGAUUUUUACCGCAAAUCGUUAUAUUUCCAGACCAGAAAUAUUCAAUGUUGAUUUAGACUAUUACUUGAAAGUUCCAAAAUGGCAAGGAAAAGAUCAGAAAUGUGUAGAGAUAGAGAAUAUACACAGCGUUUAGCGUAAUUACUACCAAUUAAUUUUAUGAGAGUCGUACGACAUUGUAAUUGCUUUUGGAAUGCUUCUGGUCUUCGAGUCAAAACGAUGAUAUUCUGAUUGAAGAAUGCCGUAUAAAGAGAAACAGAAUUGUCCUUCCUUGGCGGAAAAAGAAUCUAGUCUUAUCACUUCAAAGCAGCGACUAGAAUGGCAGCCUAAGCGUUCACAAAUUAAGGCAAGUCAACAAAUAAGCUUUCAGAAAUUAACUGAUAAACUGUCUGGAGGAAUUCAAUACUGGACGAAACAGAAGCACCCUCAAAGCAUGCAGAAAUACAAAGAGUACAUUGCUUCAAAUCAGAAGAUAAGUCGCAAUAACCGAUGUGGGAAGUGUGGCGGAUUCUUAAACGAGGAAUCCAAAAUCCGCUUCUUCCUGAAUGAAAAGCCAACAGAACCGAAUUGUAUUUUUGGGAGAGAAUACUGCGAUGUUAUUGGUCCAUGUGCAGAUUGUUCUCUGUUAAACCAGAGAAACGCUAUCGUUCGUAGACAGAUUCUAGAGUUUCCUGAUUUAGAGGUCACUCCAAGACGUCUCGUUGCUCCCUUCGUAGCAAAUACUAUUUUAACCCAAGCAUUAUCCAAUGAAACAUCGUCUUCUAUAGAGGUUUUCCAUCCAAGUAAUUCAUUUAUGAAACUGCCAGCAAUUUCUCCAGAAACUCUACGCUACACGCGAAAGGAAACUGGCAGCCGAAAGCAACGUAGACUCAAGGCUCCUCAAGAAAAUAAGACAACGAAGACCUAUAUCGAAGUGAGACUUCCAAAAAUCUGACCUCUGUGUGCCAUUCGCAAGUAAUUCGCAAGCAAUAUGAUGAUAAUUUGUAUAUAUUUGUGGAUUGUUUUUAUAGGAGAUUUUGACAGAGUGAUUUACUUUAUUUAUUCUCGCGGAAAUUCCAAGAUCCGAGUUAGGUUCUCUUGAACGCGAUCUCUCUGAGUUAUAUAUAGUACCUAUUUCAAAACAAGUUGCACUCCAACUUGGCCAGUUGGAGCUGAAGGCCAUAAGCAGUCACUUAGACAAUAAGCGAUGGGAGAUGGCUCAUUCCAAGAUCCAGUAAUAGCUGGAAUAACUUGAGCUUCUUAUUAUUAUCCUUGUGAGGAACACGGAUUAUCGGUGUGAUAUAUAGUUUCAGAUGUAGUCAAUGCAACGAAACCAUUAGUAAAACACAUUGACUGUUAGUGUUUAGACGGUGUAUCUAUGAUUCCUAUUUCGCCUAUUUCCUAUUUCAUUUGGCUCCGACAGCCUGUUUUUGAAAUAGCUAUAUUAGUAUAGGAAAUCGCACGAUCUUGAGUGCAAUUCGAAAUUUAUAGCUACUGGUGAUGUUUUGAAAACUGGGCGAGCCUUUAGGUGAAUCUAAUUAGAUAACUAUUAAAAACAUCACGAGUAUCUAUACAUUCUGAAUUGUACGAGAAGAUUUUUUGUUUGGUAAUACACUCAAUAAAAUUGAGCAACUUAAUUGGGACUCUACAGGGUACAAUUUAUGAUGGUAAUGGAACUGAGUGUAGUGCAAUUUGGUCUGAAAUCAAACGCGCGAUUACAAAAUCGCACGACCGCAUACUUAAUCAUAUCCUUUUUGUAAUCAUACACAAGAAAAAGAUACAAUA